Molecule: messenger RNA, 1374 nt
Organism: Gloeophyllum trabeum ATCC 11539
Lineage: Eukaryota; Fungi; Basidiomycota; Agaricomycetes; Gloeophyllales; Gloeophyllaceae
Product: polyubiquitin
Exons: 2
Coding region: 1-1374 (457 amino acids)
Biological process (GO): modification-dependent protein catabolic process; protein ubiquitination
Cellular component (GO): cytoplasm; nucleus
Molecular function (GO): protein tag activity; ubiquitin protein ligase binding
Source: RefSeq, a predicted model, not a curated record
AUGCAGAUUUUCGUGAAGACGCUCACGGGCAAGACCAUCACGCUCGAGGUCGAGUCUUCUGACACUAUCGACAAUGUCAAGGCCAAGAUCCAGGACAAGGAAGGAAUUCCGCCUGACCAGCAACGCUUGAUUUUUGCGGGCAAGCAGCUCGAGGACGGGCGCACUCUGUCCGACUACAACAUUCAGAAGGAGUCGACGCUCCAUCUCGUCCUCCGCCUGCGUGGCGGUAUGCAGAUCUUCGUAAAGACCCUCACGGGAAAGACGAUCACGCUCGAGGUCGAGUCGUCUGACACGAUCGAUAAUGUGAAGGCGAAGAUCCAGGAUAAGGAGGGCAUUCCUCCCGACCAGCAGCGCCUCAUCUUCGCGGGCAAGCAGCUCGAGGAUGGGCGCACGCUCUCCGACUAUAACAUCCAGAAGGAGUCCACCCUCCACCUUGUCCUUCGCCUGCGUGGCGGUAUGCAAAUCUUCGUCAAGACGUUGACAGGCAAGACCAUCACGCUUGAGGUCGAGUCUUCCGAUACCAUCGAUAACGUGAAGGCCAAGAUCCAAGACAAGGAGGGCAUUCCUCCCGACCAGCAGCGUCUCAUCUUUGCCGGGAAGCAGCUCGAGGACGGGCGCACCCUGUCCGACUACAACAUUCAGAAGGAAUCCACUCUUCACCUCGUCCUUCGCCUGCGUGGUGGUAUGCAGAUUUUCGUCAAGACGCUGACGGGGAAGACGAUCACGUUGGAGGUUGAGUCGUCGGAUACGAUCGACAAUGUGAAGGCGAAGAUCCAGGAUAAGGAGGGGAUCCCGCCUGAUCAGCAGCGGUUGAUUUUUGCCGGGAAGCAGUUGGAGGAUGGCCGGACGUUGUCCGACUACAACAUUCAGAAGGAGUCUACCCUUCAUCUUGUCCUCCGUCUGCGUGGAGGCAUGCAGAUCUUCGUCAAGACGUUGACGGGGAAGACGAUUACCCUCGAGGUUGAGUCCUCCGAUACCAUCGACAACGUGAAGGCCAAGAUCCAAGACAAGGAGGGCAUCCCUCCUGAUCAGCAGCGUCUCAUCUUUGCCGGCAAGCAACUCGAGGACGGCCGGACGUUGUCCGACUACAACAUCCAGAAGGAGUCGACGCUGCACUUGGUCCUUCGUCUCCGCGGAGGCAUGCAGAUUUUCGUGAAGACGUUGACGGGCAAGACCAUCACGUUGGAAGUGGAGUCUUCGGAUACGAUUGACAAUGUCAAGGCGAAGAUCCAGGACAAGGAAGGGAUACCUCCCGACCAGCAGCGCUUGAUUUUCGCUGGCAAACAGUUGGAGGAUGGGCGUACUCUUUCGGAUUACAACAUCCAGAAGGAGUCUACUCUUCAUCUGGUCCUUCGUCUGCGUGGCGGCAACUGA